AUGUUGUCGCUGUUGUCACCAUGGUCACUGUUUUAUCUGUUGUCGCUGUGGUCACUGUUGUCGCUGUUUUCACCGUUGUCACUUAUGUUGGUGCUGUCGCUGUUGUUGCUGUUUUCCAUGCUGUCACUGUUGUCGCUGUUGUCAGUGUUGUCGCUGUUGUUGGUGUUUUCAUUGUUGUCUGUGUUUGUGUUGUCACUGUUUUCACUGUUGUGGCUGUUGCGGUGUUGUCACUGUUGUAGCGGUUGUCACUCUUGUUGCUGUUGUCACUGUUGACACUGUUGUCGCUGUAUUCGCUGUUGUUACUGUUGUCACUGUUGUCGCUGUUGUCACUAAUGUCACUGUUAUCGCUGUUGUCACUGUUGUUGCUGUUGUCCCUGUUGUUGGUGUUGUCAUUGUUUCCCUGUUGUUACUGUUGUCACUGUUGUCGCUGUUGUCGGUGUUGCCGCUGUUGUCACUGUUGUCGCUGUUAUCACUGUUGUCACUGAUGUAACUGUUUUCCUGUUGUCGCUGAAGUCACCAAGGUCACUAUUGUCGCUGUUAUCACUCUUAUCACUGUUGUCGCUAAUUUCACUGUUGUCACUUUUGUCACUGUUGUCAGUGUUGUCACUGUUGCCGCUAUGGUCACUGUUGUCGCCAUUAUCGCUGUUGUCACUCUUGUCACUCUCGUCGCUGUUGUCUUUGUUUUUACUGUUGUCACUGUUGUUGCUGUUGUCGUCGUUGUCAGUGUUGGCACUGUUGUCGCUGCUGUCACUGUUUUCAGUGUUCUCGGUGUUGUCGCUGUUUUCACUGUUGUCACUGUUGUCGCUAUUGUCGCUGAUGUUGCUGUUGUCAAUGUUGUCGCUGUUUUCCCUGUUGUCGCUGUUGUCACUUUUGUCACUG
Molecule: messenger RNA, 879 nt
Organism: Porites evermanni
Lineage: Eukaryota; Metazoa; Cnidaria; Anthozoa; Scleractinia; Poritidae
Source: the annotation of a GenBank genome assembly